UCACACAGUCACUAUGUAAGAAGGAUUUUAGGGUUCUACAGGACAACGUAAAGGGGAUCCAAACUAUCUAUUAAUUAACUACUCAACAAACCAUCAAACACCUCUAUCUUACCCAAAUGUUGGGCUCAUCCUCUCACUCUUCUCAUCAAGACCAAAACAUUGAAGACAAUCUACAACAACUAGAUCCACCACCACCUCCACCACCACCACCACCUCCACCGCCACUAUUCCACCGGCACCACCAGAUGCAAAACCAACACCAAGACCCGGAGUUUGAAACCACACAAACACCACCAUCUAUCCACAUGCGCCAACUCUUGUUCACCGCGGCUCAACUGAUAGCUCGCUCUGAUCUAACCGCGGCCCACCGCCUCAUCUCCAUCCUCUCCACAAACUCCUCCGCCUACGGCGACGCCGCCCACCGGCUAGUCCACUCUUUCACCAGAGCCCUCUCCCUCCGCCUCCACCUCCACCGCCACCCGCCACCGCUUCCCAUCAUCCUCAACCUCCACCCACCCCCACCACCACAACCACAACCUACCAACAACAACAUAUUCAUGACAGAAUACGGUGACCCAAUUCUCCAAUCUUAUCUUUCAUUAAACCAAAUCACACCAUACAUCCGUUUCUGUCAACUCACCGCAAACCAAGCAAUCUUGGAAGCCAUAGAUCAAUCCCAUCAUCAACACCAACAUGAUCAUCAUCAACAAAACAUUCAUAUACUCGACUUCAACAUCAUGCACGGUGUGCAAUGGCCGCCAUUAAUGCAAGCUAUGGCAGACCGGUACCCACCUCCAAGUCUUCGCAUAACCGCAACCGGAACAAACCUCACCAUCCUCCGCCGAACCGGCGACCGUCUCUCCAUAUUCGCACACUCACUCGGCCUACGGUUUCGUUUCUACCCACUUUUAAUCCCUAACACCAACACCGAAACCCUAACAGUAGAUCAAAUCAUUGACCAUUUAUCAUCAGUAACCAUAAACCCUAAUGAAACCCUAGCAGUUAACUGCGUGUUAUACCUCCAUCGCCUGUUAAAAAACCGGGACAAACUGUGUUUACUACUCAGAAAGAUCAAAUCUUUGAACCCCAGAAUUGUAACUUUAGCUGAACAAGAAGCUAACCAUAACCAUCCUAUUUUUCUACAAAGAUUUUCCGAAGGAUUGGUGUACUACACAUCGAUAUUCGAGUCGCUAGAAGCGACUCUACCGCCGAAUAGUAGGGAGAGGAUUGAGGUGGAGCAAGUGUGGUUUGGGAGAGAGAUUGCUGAUAUAGUGGCGGAGGAAGGAGAUAGAAGGAAAGAGAGACACGAACGAUUUCGAUCAUGGGAAGUGAUGAUGAGAAGCUCGGGUUUUCGAAAUGUUCCGCUUAGCGCUUACGCGCUUUCGCAGGCGAAAUUGUUACUCAGACUCCAUUAUCCGAGUGAAGGUUACAAUCUUGAGGUUGUUAAUGAUUCUUUCUUCUUAGGUUGGCAGAAUCAACUUCUAUUUUCUGUUUCUUCUUGGCAUUGAUAUGAUU
Helianthus annuus (common sunflower) is the source of this 1515-nucleotide messenger RNA. RefSeq names its product scarecrow-like protein 18. The record is from RefSeq and is a predicted model, not a curated record. The transcript has a single exon. NCBI's taxonomy places the organism in Eukaryota, Viridiplantae, Streptophyta, Magnoliopsida, Asterales, Asteraceae. Gene Ontology annotation, molecular function: sequence-specific DNA binding; DNA-binding transcription factor activity. Gene Ontology annotation, cellular component: nucleus. The coding region runs from base 117 to 1508 and encodes 463 amino acids. Gene Ontology annotation, biological process: regulation of DNA-templated transcription; meristem initiation.